UGCAGGUUUACCAGGAGAUACCCGGGUUAUACCCGUGCCAGGAUGUGUUUACCCUGCUCCGAUGAGCUGAUGAAGAAAUACAUUUUGCACUAAAUGGGAUGCGAUUGAUCUGGCAGCUGGACGGGAUGUCUGAAUUUAAUCCGGGGCUAUAACGGAGCCAGCCUGACCCAAUCUGACUUAAAUCUAAAAUUGGUCCAUUUCACAAGGACGCUUGUUUGUUUUUUUCAGGCUAAAGACAGGUAAUAAUUUGGGUGAGCAAAGUGGAUUACGAAACAUAGGCUGCUUUAUGUGCUGCGCUGUGGAAACGCGAUUUCACUGUGAGCGACGCUGCAGUGAAGAAAGACCGGUUCAUACAGGCUGAUGAAAAUAUCAUGGCAUAUGCUGCGCUUGAUGAAUAGACGCAGGUUUGGGCUAUUUGCAGCGCAUGGUGCGGCUUGUCACAAGGAUGUGAUCCGACUGGGAUACGGCUCCCUGAUUUGCAAAUCUUGCUCGGCCGCAUCCUAACACGGAGUCGCUCAUGAUGCCCCGGGCUUUGCGGAGACUUGUCCAUUUGGUGCUGUUCUGCCCUCUGUCCAAGGGCCUGCAGAGUCGUCUCCCUGCCAUAAAGGUAAAGUACUUGCUCCUGGCAUGGCUGGGCAUCCUGGUCACCAGCUGGGUCAUCUACAUGCAGUACGCCUCUUACUCUGAACUCUGCCGAGGACAUGUCUGCCACAUGGUGAUUUGUGAUCAUUACAGAAGGGGCAUAAUAUCAGGGUCGUCCUGCAAGGCAUUGUGUGAUCAGAGGACUCUGAAACUGCAGCGCUGCAUGUCCACCUCCUCUACGCAGCAGGUGUACAGUGGGCUAUGGAAGGAGAGGCCGGUGGUGAUCAAAUGUGGGAUAGAGGAGCCUGUGAAGAUGGACGGGGCUCCAGACUCUGUACUGCGACAGGAGAUGAGCCUUUUUGACAAACCCACCCGUGGAACCUCUAUGGAUGAGUUUAGAGAGAUGCUGCACAGCUUCCUCAAGUCUAACCUCGGGGAGCAGCCAUCUUUGAGCACCCUGGUUGACAGGGUCAUUACACUAGCUGAUGUCAACCAGGAUGGGAAAGUGUCUCUAGCAGAGGCCAAGUCCGUCUGGGCUCUGCUGCAGAUCAAUGAGUUCCUUCUGAUGGUGGCCCUGCAGGAGAAGGAGCAUACCCCCAAGCUGCUGGGCUUCUGUGGAGACUUAUACGUGACAGAGCGCGUGGGCCAUAGCUCUCUCUACAGGAUAGAGGUUCCCAGCUAUCUGCAGGCUCUGGUCCCUGAGGCCUUGAGCUCCAGCCUGAACCACUGGUUGGCACCGGCCUGGCCACGCAGGGCACGCAUCACCAUUGGCCUGCUGGAGUUUGUGGAGGAGGUCUUCCAUGGGUCUUAUGGAAGUUUCCUCAUGUGCGAUGCCAGUCCCCGCCACGUAGGCUACAAUGCAAAAUAUGACUGCAAGAUGGCCAACCUGCGCAGUGUGGCAUCAGAGGCAGUUGUGCGAGGAUUCCUGAGGGGCCGGCGCUGUGAGACUAAUGCAGACUGCACAUAUGGCCGGGACUGUACAGCCACCUGUGACAGACUUGUGAAGCAGUGCAACACUGAGGUGGUACAGCCCAACCUCGCCAAGGUAUGCGUGCUGCUGCAGGAUUUUCUGCUUUUCGGAGCGCCUUCAGACCUUCGUGGGGACCUAGAGAAGCAGCUGCGCACCUGUGUGACACUCAGUGGCCUGGCAAGCCAAAUGGAGGUGCACCACUCUCUGGUCCUCAACAACCUGAAGACACUACUGUGGAAGAAAAUCUCUAACACACAGUAUUCUUGAAAACAGGUUGAAAUCCAACCAUUAUCCAACCUGUACUUCCACACGACUGAUGGGUGAAUUAUUCUAUGAAAUACUGUAUGAACUGGGGUUUUCAAGGUUUUAGUAAUUGGUGUAUACAUAUUGUAUUUUAACUUUAAACUGACUGUGAAUAACAGGAUACUGUGAAAUAGUGAAUAUAUGAAAAAGCAGAUAAAUCAGACCGGUUCUUUGGGAACCUCACAUAAACCAUGUUCAGUUGUGUUACAAAAUGCUUUAUUUUGGGAAGCACAUUGAUCAAUGUAGAUAUAAUAUUCUCAGGGUCUUGCCUGUGAUUUUAUUUAACAAAUCCUAUAAAGAAACAGUUAGUUUUUCAAAAUGACAGACAACAAAUACACUGGAUAAUUCUGAGGGCACAUAUACUCCUUUGCAGCAUAAUCAAGUCCCAGCUGAAUUAGAAAUGACAAACUGUUACAUGGGAGGUGUGUGAUUGUGAAUUUGAAUAUUGUGUAUUUGUUUACUAUGUAUAAAUAUAAGCCACAUUUCAGGCAAAGAUCAGGCACAAAUAAAAAAAA
This is a messenger RNA of Myripristis murdjan (pinecone soldierfish), 2370 nucleotides long. It is a transcript of the gene dipk1b, whose product is annotated as divergent protein kinase domain 1B. The transcript is spliced from 5 exons. The record is from RefSeq and is a predicted model, not a curated record. Bases 518 to 1819 code for a protein of 433 amino acids. NCBI's taxonomy places the organism in Eukaryota, Metazoa, Chordata, Actinopteri, Holocentriformes, Holocentridae.